GACUGCCGUCAUCAUGAGCGGAAUGAAUGACCUGACGAUGGCGAACCCCCUGUUCGUCACCUUUCUCUUCUACGCCGCCAUCCUGGUGCUGAAGACGGUGCUGAUGUCGCUCGCCACCGCCCGCCACCGCAUUGGCAAGAAGAUAUUCGCCAAUCCGGAGGACGCCAAGGGCCUGCAGGGCAAGGUGAAGCUGGACGAUCCGGACGUGGAACGCGUACGUCGCGCCCACCUCAACGACCUGGAGAACAUCCUGCCGUUCCUCAUCAUCUGCCCGCUCUACCUGGCCACCGGACCCAACGCCUGGAUGGCCACCAUGCUGAUGAGAGGCUUCGCCGCUACCAGGAUCAUCCACACCUUCGUCUACCUGAAUGUGGUGCCUCAGCCGUCCCGCGGGCUGGCCUUCAUGGUCGGCUUGGGCAUCACCAUCUACAUGACCGUGCAGACCCUGCUGGCUACCCUGUAGCUGGAGCGCCGCGACAUACGCUGUCGCCCCGCUGCCGCGGAGCGUUACAGAGGACACCGCCUUGCCGACGUGUGUCCGAGUGGCGCGGCAAGGUUGCCGCUGGUCCGAGGCGUGAUCCGGGUCGACUCGUUACGCGCAUCCCGCGGCUCUAUCCAAUCCCAUUGGUCCGAUUGGUCCGGUCUGCUGUCUGGCUCCAUUGGUGGCCGACGAAAACAGCGCAGCCCUCUGCUGCGCGGUUGUUCGUGUGUAUUACAUGUAAGUCCUGUGAGCUUCAGCCUCUAACUGCCGUAGCUAACGCCAUAUAUGUUGUGCCAGUUGUUGUGAUGAUCGCCGCGUUAAACCGCGGCCUUUCCCGCUUGGCCUCCGCGAAGGACUCUGGUCCAUUGUGUCCCUGCCUCCUCGGUGGCGGUGGAGUGGUUUGACGCCCCAGCCAGCAGCCACUCCUCCGCGGACGACCGGCCAAGGGCUCAACGAGAGCUCAUUGGUCAGUCCAGCCCAGAGCGAGAGCUCAUUGGUCAGUCCAGCUCAGAUCGAGAGAUCGGCGGAGCGCUGCGCAGUUUAACGUCGGCCGUGAAGAGAUUGACGUCCAGUCACUGAGGUAUAUACUGUAUGCGUAUGUGUGCGUAUCUUUGCCGUAGCGGGGGACCGGACUACCGUGUUUGUCGUUGUCAAGGGUCUGUUGUCUACAAUAUAUUUGGUAACUUUUC
Messenger RNA from Pollicipes pollicipes, 1170 nucleotides. Its product is annotated as microsomal glutathione S-transferase 1. The record is from RefSeq and is a predicted model, not a curated record. Gene Ontology annotation, cellular component: membrane. NCBI's taxonomy places the organism in Eukaryota, Metazoa, Arthropoda, Thecostraca, Pollicipedomorpha, Pollicipedidae.